AGAAAAGCAACCAGUCAGAAAUAAAAGGACAAGAUCCAGAUGAAGAAAUGUGCUCUGGCUGACACAUUUAUCCCAGACGUCUCAUAUCCUUCUUAGGUCCUGUAAUCUCCGACCUAGACUGCCAUCUGAGAAAAUGACCUGCCGAAAGAGUUCAUUCUCCCCGAAUGAGUAAACAGGCACCAGGUCAGCCCUGAGGAAGAUCAGCAGAGGUUAUGUCAGCAUGACCAGUAGUUGUCUGCUGGUUACAUGAGAGGAUGCAAGAGACUCUGCAGCGCCUCCGAUCACAAUCACCACUGCGUUUCCUUUACCACUUUUUGAAAGGAGGGGUUUGCCAGUCCUUCAUCAGCCAUAUGAAGUAUAGAGUGGGGAGCGGCCACAGCGAGGUGAGUUGGAGGAGGCUGCCUGCAACAUACGUCGCCUUCUCCUGAGUCUUCUUCUAUACCAUGAGCUCUGGCUCUGCCCAGGAUGUGGCAGUCGAGCAUUUCCUGCGUGACAUAGAGAGGCGAAGCAAGCGGCUGCACUGCGCUGUGAUAGGCUGCGAGGAGGAGCGACCCCGCAGCGACAUGAACCUGCUGUAUCGUAAGAGCCGUUUGGACUGGAGGCAGAGGGACCAAGAGGGAAGUAAAAAGAGCUCCACCCAAAAUGACCCUUCAGCUACUGUCGGCAAAGUCAGAGACUUGGCUUCUUUCCGCCGGCACUUCCGGAUGGGUUUUAUGACCAUGCCGGCCUCCCAGGACCUGUCCCCUCACUCCUGUGCCUCCGCCAUGGCGCCACGCUCGCAAUCCUGCCAUGCGGUCGGUGCCGGGGAUGCAAGUCUAGAGAACGGAGAUUACUCUGACACCCAGUCACAACAUGGCGGCCGCUGCCCUCCGGCCAAACCCAAACGUCACCCCAGCACUCGCCUCAGCUCCUCAUCCGCUGACAGCAGAGGACCUCCCGAGACGCCGCCACCUCCCCCGCCCUCUCAUUCACAGACCAAACACUCAGAGAAGAAAAAUGCCAUGAAGAAGUCUGACUCUGGGGAGAUCGGUUCAAAGAAGGUUCCUCCUUUAAAGCCCAAGAGAAGUCCCAGCACCCAGCUUUCCUUUGACCCCCUUCCUCCACGUGUGCCUCCUUCUGCCACAUCCCUGCCUUUCCAGGCAGCAGACUCUCAGAUUCAGACAGGAGACGGGGAGGAUGAGCCAGUCUAUAUAGAGAUGGUGGGCCAGGUGUUCACCAGAGACAGCCAGACCGCCACCCCCCACCCUGUCACCCCCGUGGCCACCACACCUGACUCUGACUCAGACCAGAGUGAGGCAAUCUAUGAGGAGAUGAAAUACCCGCUGCAAGAGGACAGAGAGUCCCAGAGACACCCCCCACCCAAACACGAGAAACUGAAAUCCUCUAAACAUUACCAUGUCACCCCAUCUUCCUCCAACAGCUCCUCCUCUCUGCCACGCCCGUCCUCUUCCUCUCCUUCCUACUCCAAACCCAAAGCCACUGUGUCGAUCUCUCAUUCAUCUCCUCUGCCAUCCUCCACAUCCUCCACCCCUGUCCCCCAGGUCCUCUCCGCCAGUCCCCACACCCCACGAGCGCCUACUCCCUACCUGCUGCAAGGGGGUAAAUCUGAGCCCGAGUCCAACACGAAGAUCCCAGCCCCUUUCCCGAACCUUCUACAACACCGGCCCCCGCUGCUGGCCUUCCCUCAGCCCGCAGCAGCCUCCAGUGGGGUCGGGGUACAAAACAAGGUCUCUGCCUCUGCUAAAAUGGGAACUCAAACGUCCAGCGUGACGACGCAAGCCAGCACCUCCUCCUCAACGUCCUCUAAUGUUCCCGUAUCCAUGUCAGGCUCCAAGGAGUCAUCGGGAGGAAGUAUAACCCCGCAGGACAAACACAGUAGAGACGCCCAGUUGGGCCCUGCUCCUGGACUGAGAGCCAGGAGUCACUCAACACCUCUGCCUCCAUCCUCCAAAUCCACCUCACCUUUCUCCCAUCACCACCACCACCCUCACCACCGCCCCUCGCACUACCAUCACUAUCGCAAGCCAGAAAGAGGAGACUCUCCUGCUCCGACCAAGAGCAGCUCUCAGACUUUGAACCAGGCCACCGUCCAGACCCAAACCUCAAGUACAGGCAAGGAGGGCAAGUCUGUUAGCUUCCUCUUAAAGACAGAUAAAGGAGAGAGGGAUAAGGACAGAGACAAGGAUAGGGAGAGGGACCGAGAUAGAGAUAGAGACCGAGAUAGAGAUAGAGACAGGGAUCGGGAUAGAGACAGAGAUAGAGAUAAGGACAGGGAUAGAGAAAGAGACAGAGAAAGGGAUCGAGACAGGGAUCGGGACAGGGAUCGGGACAGGGAUCGGGACAGGGAAGGAGGGCUGCACUCCUUACAGAUGGAUAUUGCCACUAGCAGCCAAACAUCUCAAGGCAGCACCAGCUCAACCCCUACUCCAUUAUCCUCAUCCCAACGUCCUCAUUCUCGCCCGCACCUCCGCUCUCACACUCCUCAUGGCCUGCCAGCAUACAAGCCUCCCUCCUCGGACAGCCCCCUGCUGUGGACCUACCCUUCCGGCGGCUUCCGGAGACCGCCGGCUUAUGAGAGCCUGAGAGGAAGCUCUCAGACGCCGUGUCUGCAACAGCCCUCGAGUCUUACAGGUGUAGGUGAAGGGGCAUCCAAGAGUAACGGAGGGUCCGCAUCCCUCCAGUCGAAAGUUGGCUUCAUGCCUUGGGACAGCAGUGCCAGCUUAGCCGCAGAUGAGGGGUCUUACUGGCCCAUGCAGAGGAAAUUGUCCUUCAGCCAUGGGAGCAGAGACACAGAGAAGGACGAAGGACGGGCAUGGAACGGCAGUGCUGAUGCCCUGUUAAGGAUGGAUAAAGAGGAGUUGGGGAUGGGGUCUCGAGGAGGCCACUCAGGCAUCCCGGUCCACUUCAGUGGUGCCACCAGCAGGGCCCUUGGUCACAGUGAGUCCUUGGCAGGCAUGGACAGCAGCCCAGGAUUCAGAGCCCUGCCCAGAGUCGGGCUGCCUCUUCCCUGCCAGACUUUCCCUGCCUGUCGCAAUGGAGAAGUGGGGCGGCUGGGCCGCUCCUCCUCUGCUGCUGGAGUGAGACAGGUGGGUGGAGGAGACGUCCAGAGACAGAGCAGUCUACCAGCACGAGAAGCCCUGAAUCAGCUGCAUGGUCUGGCCCAACCUCAAGUGCCCUGCAGUCCCAGCAGUCCCAGUGUGUCUCGACAGCAGCAGCAGCUUCAGCUCCACCAGCAGCAGCUGCAGUUAAAGCAGCAGCUCCAGCAGCUUCAGCAACAGCACCACCUACAGUUACAGUUCCAGCAGCUCGCCCAGCUGGCACAGGGACAGCCUCCUGUCAGCGGGGGCACCACCCCUUCCACAACGCAGACCCAGAGAGACGGCAAGCUGCUGGAAGUCAUCGAGCGUAAACGCUGCCUGUGCAAAGAGAUCAAGGCCCACAGGCGCCCUGACAAAAGCUUGUGCAAGCAGGACAGCAUGCCCAUCCUCCCUAGCUGGAGACGGACACCUGAGCCUCGUAAGACUGGCACACCACCAUGCCAGAGGCCGCAGGCCGUCGUGUGGGACACGGCUAUCUGAGGUGGAGAGACAAGCCGGCAAGUACAGCACUGAAGAGAGACAAUACACACAGAUGCGUUGAAGGUGGUUGAACAAUUAAUAAGAGGCGAGAAUAAAAAUGUGUUCAGUAACUGGAAAAUCCUUUAAAGGGUUGUGGUGACAUAAUUACCACAGAGGGACGAGAGAUUGUGAACAAAGGAGAAAUUUGCUCGCACUCUUAUUGUGUGAUCUGAGAACGGUGAUGAAAGUUAUUGGAGACUUUGAACUCGUUUAGGAGAAGAAAAAAAUGAAAACGGUUGAUAAGAAGGGUGAAGUAAAACAAGUAUUACAAUCAAACUAAACAGUUGAUUUGUACUUGGUCUGUACUGUGUCCUUCUUGAUGUGUUCUAAUUGCCAAUGAUUUUUUGCCACAAAACACCAGUAUUAUUGCUACAAAAUGAAGACACCAACUUGAUAAUAAUGGGUGGGAUGUUUUCUGAGUUUGGUGUUUGCCAAAUUUCCUCCUGACUACUUGAGACAUAAAGGAAUCAUGUUUUUAUUUUAUUUUUUUCCCCUCCAACACACGGAGAGAAAGUUAUAAGAAGGUACCUGCCAGUGAAGGGCACAUUAAACUGUGGUCCAACACACAUAGAAACUACUCUGUGGAUGAGAAAAGGCAAGACUCAUUGAUAAGUUAUUGAAGUGUUUCUUGAAAUCGUGAAUGCAUAUGAGAUGUCUUGGUAUCAACAGAUUGUCAUUGUGGAUGCAAAUAAUCAUCACCGAGGAGUAAAAGCUACCUACUGUAUCUGUUUGCAUAUUUGUAAUGUAAAUCUAUUUACUUUCUCGACAUUUCUGCAAUUUUAUAGCAAUAUGCUCCCAAUGCCAGAGCAACAUAAUUAAAACUUGUGUCAACUAGCCUAACAUACAUAUCUAAGACUUGAAUAAGUCAUAUUUACUGUGUCAUUCUCUGCAUGUCACAAUAGACAUACAGUAUUGUAAAAAAAAAAAAAAAAAAAGUGUAGAGAUGAUCAUGUCAGACUUUUACAUACAGCUGAACUUCACUAUAAUAACAUGUGGUUGUAUAAAAAAAAAGAAGAUGUUGCUUGGUGUAUCAUUAGAAAAGGUGGUUCGACAGAUGGCACAUACAGUGCAGUCCAGCCAAAUAUAGACAACAGAUCAAUGGUACAGAAAAACUUCAUCACUCAUGCUUAUCCACAGUUGCACAUUAGUGAUUGUUCCACCACACAGAAAAAAAACAAGCACUGACACCCAUCAACACAGACUGUACAAUAUGGUGCAACUGAUAAGACUGUGAGUAUUGAUCACCUCAAACA
Molecule: messenger RNA, 4870 nt
Organism: Thunnus maccoyii (southern bluefin tuna)
Lineage: Eukaryota; Metazoa; Chordata; Actinopteri; Scombriformes; Scombridae
Product: neuronal tyrosine-phosphorylated phosphoinositide-3-kinase adapter 1
Exons: 11
Coding region: 444-3578 (1044 amino acids)
Biological process (GO): phosphatidylinositol 3-kinase/protein kinase B signal transduction; neuron projection morphogenesis
Source: RefSeq, a predicted model, not a curated record